UUUGCUACUCCCAAUAUCUCCCUCCCAGAAUUCCACGCUUCUCCUCUCCUCCUCACCUUUUCUUUUGCUUUUGUCCAUUACUUAUUACAUAUCUCCUUUCACAUUCUUCUCAAAAUUUUCAAAAAAUCUCAAAAAAAUUUUGCAAAAACUUCACAAAUGUAUGAUAGUUCAAUCCUUACAUAUUUUUACUGUAUUUUGCAUGCAAUUGAAGACAAUGGUAUCACCUUGAUGUAAUAAUAAUAAUAAUAAUAAUAAAGAGUAUUUCUCCUUCUUUCUCUCUCAAAUAGGCUAGUCAACCUCCAUGUCUUGCUCUCACUUUUUGAUGUUCUAUAACAAACCAACAUUUUCUUUCUCUAUCUAUCUCAUUGGAGAUGUUGAUGCUAUACAGAGAGUAGUGAGAGAUCAAUCCCCAUAUCUUUUAUAACUCCACAAAGCUCAAAUACUACAACACCAUACUUCAGCUCAGCCAUUCCAAAACUAGAACUCUCUUUAUUAGAAUCUAUAUAUACUAUUUAUAAACAACAACCACCACCUUUUUCACAAAGCUAGGCACUUGCUUCUUCUUCUUUAACCACCUUCUUGCAUGCCAUUCCUCUGAGGAAGUAAGAGAGAAAGCAAUUUAUUACUAGUCUUCUUGUUCUAUUUGUCCAUUUCUGUAGCUACAAACUCCAUCCCAUAUCCAUUUUCAUUGAGAGAGAUCUUUAGUGUGUGAUUAAGAUUUUUUGCUGCAUCAAAAUGUGGAUGAUGGGUUAUAACGAUGGUGGAGAGCUCAACAUGGCAGAUUCUUUCAAUGGAAGAAAGCUAAGGCCACUUGUUCCGAGGACUCCACCAGUGCCUUCUCCAAACACUACUUCAAGUUCUAGCCCUCCUAGACUUAGCCGUAUCCAUGGCAACGAUUUCUUUUCACUAAAUCAUCAUCUGGCUACCAUGGCUGACCAAAGCAAAAGAGAGUUCCAUACACAACCAGUAGUGAGCUCAAGAUGGAAUCCAACUCCAGAACAGUUAAGGACCCUAGAAGAACUAUAUCGAAGGGGAACAAGAACUCCAUCAGCAGAGCAAAUUCAAAACAUCACUGCACAGCUUCGAAGAUAUGGAAAGAUUGAAGGGAAGAAUGUGUUCUACUGGUUUCAAAAUCACAAGGCAAGAGAACGGCAAAAACGACGACGUCAAAUGGAAUCUGAAGCUCCUGAGCAUCAACAUCAGCAGCAGAAUCGUGAUAUAGAAAUCUUUGAAAGAAAAGAAUCAGGGGCAAAUAGGACAGCCUAUGAAGUUGAACAGACCAAGAACUGGGCUCCCUCUUCAAACUGCAGUACACUACUAGAGGAAGACAUGACAAUACAAAGGGAAGCAAAAGGAGUAGUGGCAGAAUGUAGAGGAGAAGGAUGGACACAAUACGAGAAUGAAGUAGAAUUACAGCAUAGAAGGAAUUACAUUAUGGAAAGGAAUGCCACGUGGCAGAUGAUGCAGUUGUCUUGUCCAUCUACCACCCACCUCAUAAACACUAGCUCUGGUACUUGUACAAUUACUACAACAACUGCUACAAUCUUAGCAGAAGAAGCAGAAGCAACAACAUCUACAGUAGCAGCAGAAACAAUAAGAACAAUGGACCCAAAUAGGCAACUCAUUAAGACCCAUACUGGUCUUAAUAUCUUCAUAGCUCCCUACAUAGAAAAUAAUAUUGGGCAGCAUGGCCUUAUUCAUCACUUCAGCAAUGAAGAAGAUCAUAAUGGAUGUGGGGAUUCUCAUCAAACACUUCAACUCUUUCCUCUUCGCAAUGGCGGUGGCGGUGAAUGCAUUCAUGAUAAAGAGACUGAAACUUCAUCAGCAGUUGCUGCAGCCAUGAAUGCCAACUUCGCUACACCUUGCCAGUUUUUUGAAUUCCUUCCAUUGAAGAACUAAUCACUUGGCUCCACUUUAUGAGAUUUUUCUACUGGGUUAUGUUAUGGGAUUUUUGUAUUUUUGUUGGGAUUUGAGAUUUUCUUUUUGGCUUGAAGCUGAUGUUUACAUUUCAGGGAAAUUGGUAGAAUGGUCUGCGUGGGGAUAUGAAUGAAGGGUUUGCCCUAAAAUGUAUUUGGACCAUGUUGGUUGAAUCAAUGAAUUGAAGAAACUGCAUUUAAGAAGGAUUU
Manihot esculenta (cassava) is the source of this 2126-nucleotide messenger RNA. RefSeq names its product WUSCHEL-related homeobox 1. Gene Ontology annotation, biological process: plant organ development. The coding region runs from base 736 to 1899 and encodes 387 amino acids. Gene Ontology annotation, molecular function: DNA binding; DNA-binding transcription factor activity. The transcript has 4 exons. The record is from RefSeq and is a predicted model, not a curated record. NCBI's taxonomy places the organism in Eukaryota, Viridiplantae, Streptophyta, Magnoliopsida, Malpighiales, Euphorbiaceae.